ACGCCGGGUUUACAGCACAGGGAAGCCCUUUGUUUCCGGUUGGCCCUGGCGCCUGUGGGCGCGCGGGGCAGGCGCGGAGCCCAGGUUUCGUGGGCGCCACGGGACCCGUCUGGACUGAGCGCGCGGAGACGGAAUCGCUGCUCCCCGUGCGCCUGCCCGGUGCGCCUGGGUAGAGCUCCUGCCUCGUGCGCCUGGAUAGAGCUCCUGCCCCGUGCGCCUUGGGUCCAGCUCCACUGGCGUACAAAGGCAGGAGCGGGAGAAAAGAGCUCUUCCAGUCCGUGUUUGUAGGCGCCGGGUGGAGGCCGCCUAGGCCCGGGCACACCGAGACACAAAAGGCAGGAUGAGGGAGCAGCUGCGGGGCGAGCGGCGAAGGGAAAGCGAAAGCCUCGCGCCCGGCUGGUAACAGUGUGAAGGCGCCCGGACCGCCGCCUUCCAGACCCCGGCGGCACCUGGGCCUGCCCUCGUGGGCCUGCCGGGUUGAGCCCCGCGUACCGCAGCCAUGGCCAUCGCCCACCUGGCCACGGAAUACGUGUUCUCGGACUUUUUGUUGAAGGAGCCCUCCGAGCCCAAGUUCAAGGGGCUGCGGUUGGAGCUGGCCGUGGACAAGAUGGUCACGUGCAUCGCCGUGGGACUGCCUCUGCUGCUCAUCUCGCUGGCCUUCGCCCAGGAGAUCUCCAUUGGUACACAGAUCAGCUGCUUCUCCCCCAGCAAUUUCUCCUGGCGUCAGGCUGCCUUUGUGGAUUCUUACUGCUGGGCUGCUGUUCAGCAGGACUCCCUGCAGAGCGACUCUGGGAACCUGCCCCUGUGGCUGCACAAGUUUUUCCCCUACAUCUUGCUGCUGUUCGCCAUCCUCCUGUACCUGCCCCACCUGUUCUGGCGUUUCGCAGCCGCACCUCAUCUCUUCUCAGACUUGAAGUUUAUCAUGGAGGAACUUGACAAGGUUUACAACCGUGCGAUUAAGGCUACAAAGAGUGUCCGGAACCCAGACCUGCCAGACGGAGGCUCCUGCCCCAUUCCGGCAUUUCCCAGUGCUAAUGAGAAUGCAGGACAGAGUUUCUGGGAGGUACCGGAAAGUCACUUCAAGUACCCCAUCGUGGAACAGUACCUGAAGACGAAGAAGAGCUCCGGCAAGCUCAUCGUGCAGUACGUUGGCUGCCGGCUGCUCACACUCACCAUCAUCCUGUUGGCGUGCGGCUACCUAGGCUAUUACUUCAGCCUCUCUUCGCUCUCGGAUGAGUUCAUCUGCAACAUCAAGUCGGGGAUCCUGAGAAACGACAGCAGCGUGCCCGAUCGGUUUCAGUGCAAGCUCAUCGCCGUGGGAGUCUUCCAGCUGCUCAGCUUCAUCAACCUCCUGGUGUACGGGCUGCUGGCGCCCCUCGUGCUCUACACGCUGUGCGUCCCGUACCGGCAAAAGACAGACGUCCUCAAAGUGUACGAGAUUCUGCCCACUUUCGAUGUGCUGCAGUUCAAGUCGGAAGGGUACAACGACCUGAGCCUCUACAAUCUCUUCUUGGAGGAGAACAUAAGUGAGCUCAAAUCCUACAAGUGGCUUAAGGUCCUGGAGAAUAUUAAGAGCAGCAGCGAGGGGAUUGACCCAAUGCUGCUCCUCACCAACCUUGGCAUGAUCAAGAUGGACGUGCUUGAUGGCAAAGCUCGCAAGCCCACAGAGACGGCAGGGGAGGAGCAGGGCAGCCAGACGGCAGCGCUCAAAGUUUUCACAGAUUUGGACGAACACAGUGAAACUAAAGCGAGUAAUGGUGAUAAGAAUGCUCGGCAGAGACUUCUGAAUUCUUCUGGAAUAUGACAUCUGUGACUUUUACAACGGAAUUCACUUUGUGUCAAGCUGUUUGAUUCAUAGUUGGUUUGCAGCCGGUUGUUCCUGGUGGAGAUACUCUGAGUCUCUAAAUGAACAUGGCAGUCAGCAAGAUGCUGUGGAGGAUGGCUUAUGAGCACCCUACAAGAAGCAAUGCCGAGAGAAGGAAACUGCCGAAGUAUGUCUGUGUGAGUCCUAACGGGGCAACGGGAAGGCUGGUACGAGGAGCCCUCUUCACCACUCCAUACACACACUUCUCUGCUCCCGCUGUGACAGGACCGCGAGCUUUGGGAGAUGUGUUGCCUGAUGAGAUAAUAAACCUGUCAGAACACAACUUAUCUCGGUCUCUUCUGUGCCCUUCGUGACUGAGACAAGAAAUAUACGCCCUGGGGACCCGCCCAUCAUCCUGCCUUUGGCCGGUCCUAUACCAGUUGUGUGUGUGGUGCCUUGCUUCUCUGGCACACAGGUGCUUGUAUUGCAUGGCUCAGUACCUUCCUCGAAGCACUGUUGGUUGCACUCUGCCCUGGGGAGAGGUCGGUAUGGGGGUAGCUGCCCAUGUGCUCCUGGCUCCAACCCCAGAAGGAACACUGAAAAAAAGAAAAACAAAAGCUCAGUGGAGGAAAUCUGAAUUUCUUGGCUGUCUACAGGCUGCCUCUCUGUCAAAGACAUUGGAAACAGGAUUUACUUAACUCAGAACCCAGGAAUGCUUAAUGCAAGAGACACUGCCUAUCUGGCUCAAAGUGCAGGAGCGGCACCUGCCACAUGAUGUACUUGGAGACCACUUAGAAGAUUAUUUUGUUUCUAUUUAAGCUCCAUUUUAAAAAUGCAUUUUUAAAUACAAUGUCAGACUUGAGACUAGGUGGAAAGAACUUCCUAGCAAUGAUGGAGCAUUAUAGAAUCCACAUUACUGAUGGGUGGGUCAGACAGCAUUCAGAGUUAAAAAUAUCAAAUUCCAAAUGAGCUUUAAGGAAUCCUUGCCACAUACUGACCGUGUAAACAGCUCUUAUGUUCACAUUUUAUCCCAAAGGAUCUGUAGCAUCUGUGGACCUUCCCAGUUGAUCCUUAGCCAUUAACACGUUGUUUAGGAACCUGGGAGUUUACGUCUGCCCUGGGGGAUGUUGUUUACCUCAUGUAACUACUGUCUUGUGAAGAAUGGAAGGAAGUUAGCUGCUAUUUGCCUUUCAGGAUGUUUGUAAAAGCAGAUUUUGUGCAUCUAAUGAUAAGUAUAUCAAGGAUGCAAUCAGCAUUUUAAGUUAUCUGUUAUCAAUAUUUAAUAUUGUAAAUUAUAGUGCCAUUUAGAAAUGGCAGCAACUUAAGUAACUGACACUGCUACAUUCUCACUGUACCUGAGGUGUUCCUUUCACAACCUAUACUCUGGUUUCUUUUGAAAACUUGAAAAGAUGUUUUCAGAGUAUAUUUUUCCAUCCACAAGUUUGUAAAUGAUAGAAAUGGGUGUUUUAGGAGAUUGGGAAGAGUGCAUGACCUGCCACAUCUGGUCCUCUCAUCAGAGGUAGUGGAAUUGGGUCCUGAGCUGCAGUAGUCUGAUGCCUUUAGCACUGCACGUGGCCCUGGCUGUGCAGGUGUGAACAGGCAGGCCGUUGUUGAGGGCCUCUUAGGCCUUCACAAAGAUAGCAGGGACUUGGGAAGAGCAGCUCUGUUACAGGCCCUGCCAAGAAAGGAGCACUCUUUGUUCUGGGAGGUGCCAUGCUUGGUUUUCAUCUCACCCUAGUUUUUUAGCUCAUGGCUUGGAAAGUUGUUCUGAUUGUUCCCUGAGCCUGGCGAUUCCAAUUCUGUGAGUUAUAGAAUACACAGAGUGCGGUUUAGAACAUAAGGAUGCUUUUGUUCUUUUGCAUCUUCCCUUGCUGGGAAUGGGCAGAACAAGCCUGGGGAUACAGGCAAUUGGGUCUCUGCAAGGCUUGCCUGUGAACGCUGGUGACUCAUUCAGCUACGGAAAGAAGUGUUAGGGAAGCUAACUCACCCAUCCACUCAGAGAGGCUGGCUUGGCAGACUGCUGGUGAGGAGAAAUGCUGUUGUAAAACAUUCAUUGUUUUAUAAAAAGAAGAGAUGAAUGUGUUUAAAUGAUGCUACCUAAGUGAUGAGGGCGUUUAAAAACAGGUUAAUGUCACCAAGGGACAGAAGACCUCCCAAGUAGAGGUGCUUAAGCCUCGUGGGCUUCCAAACCCCCUUGCAAAUAUUUUUAAAGCAGUGGCCUUCUGCUCAGUCACAGAUUGUUAGACGUGGAUCUGAGGUCAAGGAGCAGGAGUUCUAGGGUCUGAAUUGCAGCCCGCAGGCAGAGAAGGCAGCUCACUUUGUCCUUGGGAAAGCCACUUUUUCCCACAAAAAGACUAGGGUUUGUAAUCGUUUCAUUGCAUUCUUCUGAAUGAGCUAUAUCCUUUCAAUAACUGCUACUUACCUUCUAGAGUCAGACUGAACAAGAUCAAGAGUGACUAGGCAGCAAGGACCCAAAAUGACCAGGAGCUGACCGAAACUGCCGUUCUCCUCCCUAUGAAGAAGUAUCUCCUUCCAGAUUCAGGUGUCUUACUUUU
Molecule: messenger RNA, 4359 nt
Organism: Ochotona curzoniae (black-lipped pika)
Lineage: Eukaryota; Metazoa; Chordata; Mammalia; Lagomorpha; Ochotonidae
Gene: PANX1
Product: pannexin 1
Exons: 5
Coding region: 500-1804 (434 amino acids)
Biological process (GO): positive regulation of interleukin-1 production; monoatomic cation transport
Molecular function (GO): channel activity
Source: RefSeq, a predicted model, not a curated record